Messenger RNA from Hibiscus syriacus, 1725 nucleotides. RefSeq names its product E3 ubiquitin-protein ligase RGLG3-like. The record is from RefSeq and is a predicted model, not a curated record. The coding region runs from base 329 to 1447 and encodes 372 amino acids. The transcript has 12 exons. NCBI's taxonomy places the organism in Eukaryota, Viridiplantae, Streptophyta, Magnoliopsida, Malvales, Malvaceae.
UUAGCUAUUUUUGUUUAAAGUAGUUGGUUGGUUUUGGAUUUUGGUUUCUAAUCAAAGCACAUAUUCUGGAAUGGUUCUCUUUCCAAAGCAAGUUAUCGAAUGAAACUCCGAGAGAGAAAAUGCUUGAAAUAGGAAAGUAUAAGUGUUCUUCCUUGUGCCGUUGAACUCUCAGUGCAUGCAUAAAUUUGUUUGUUUCUCAUGAGCUCAAUUUGAUGUAAAGGUGUGUUUGUGUUUUCAUAAAGGAACUUCAACAGAUCGAAACCAUCAACCCCGACAGCAAGCCCCGUCUAUACCUUCUUAUGCACCUUCAUCCCUAGCAGGAACUUCAAUGGAUCAAAACCAUCACUUCAGACAGCAGGCCCCAUCUAUACCUGACAAUUUCAGCUCAUUGGAUCAGGUUAUUUCAGCACUGAGAGAGGCUGGACUUGAAUCAUCCAACUUAAUACUUGGUAUUGACUUCACAAAGAGCAAUGAGUGGACAGGGAGAAGUUCAUUCAACAGAAGAAGCCUUCAUGCUAUUGGUGGCUCACCUAAUCCAUACGAGCAAGCAAUCUCUAUAAUUGGUCGUACUUUAUCCCCUUUUGAUGAAGAUAAUUUAAUACCUUGUUUUGGUUUUGGUGAUGCAUCAACACAUGAUAAAUACGUAUUCAGCUUUUAUCCUGAUCACCGACCUUGUCAUGGUUUUGAGGAAGCUCUUGCACAGUAUAGAGAGAUUGUUCCGCACAUAAAGUUGGCAGGUCCAACUUCGUUUGCUCCGAUUAUUAAUGCUGCAAUCGACAUUGUGGAUAGCAGUAAUGGACAGUACCAUGUUCUUGUCAUAAUAGCAGAUGGACAGGUUAUGAGGAAUCCCGACGUAGCUCGUGGAAAGCUUAGUCCACAAGAACAAGCAACUGUUGAUUCCAUUGUUGCUGCUAGUCAUUAUCCUCUCUCAAUUAUUUUGGUUGGAGUGGGGGAUGGACCAUGGGAUUCAAUGAAACAAUUUGAUGAUAAUAUUCCUCAUCGUGCCUUCGACAACUUCCAGUUUGUCAACUUCACGAAAAUCAUGUCUGAGAACACGCAAACAUCGAAGAAAGAAGCAGCCUUUGCUCUUGCUGCCCUCAUGGAAAUUCCAUAUCAGUACAGAGCUACCCUGAAUAUUCGUUUUGAUAAUCGAGAACUAGAAUACAGACACGAAAGACCACUUCUGCCUCCACGAGACGUGAUCGAUCAUGAUAAUGCCGUUAGAUCACUCCUGCACAUGACAAACUAUGAAACAGUGCAGCCAACAGCCCCUGCACAACCCGAAAUAAGUUCUGCAGCAGAACCGGUCUGCCCUAUCUGCCUGACGAACCCAAAGGACAUGGCUUUCGGAUGCGGUCACACGACUUGCAAGGAUUGUGGGGUGACAAUUUCAUCAUGUCCAAUGUGCCGGCAACCAGUAACGACACGUCUGAAACUGUAUACCUAAUUGAGAGAGCAGUUUUCGGGUUUUGGAUUUCGUGUCGAGUCGAGUCAAGUCAAAUGCUAUGGAAGCAUAUUCAAGAAAGGACCUCCUACAAAAUCUCCUUCACUAUACAAAGUGUUAUAAACCCAUGUUUUAUUUCUAUUACCGAGUCUCAAAUCCGAAGGUGGCCAUGCGACUGAGGAUUAAUCAACAGAGUUCUUUGCAUUUGUCUGAUAUUAAGUGUUUGUAUUUGCAAUGUUUACUGCAAUUUGAAAGAAGAUGAAACAAUGGAUAGUUUUAUA